Physella acuta is the source of this 2759-nucleotide messenger RNA. RefSeq lists its product as uncharacterized. NCBI's taxonomy places the organism in Eukaryota, Metazoa, Mollusca, Gastropoda, Physidae. The record is from RefSeq and is a predicted model, not a curated record.
AAACCAGGAGCAAGAACAUGGAGAAAUAAACAGAGAGAACACCUACAAGUUCUUUUCAUCAGGGCCCAUCAGAUGUCCACUAAAGAAAUGGCGCGGACACAUCCUGUGGUCAGCAGGCCGGCCAGCCGGACCAACAACCUGAUCACACAAGUCAGCAGGCCAGCCAGUCGGACCAACAACCUGAUCACACUAGUCACCCAGCACAGAACAGCUGAUCCAACAUCCUAUCCAUCAACUUAUCCAUCAUCAGAGCACGACACGUACUUGCUGGAUGACAGACGUGUGACAGACACUGAACCCCAUCUAACUUCCGUGUUUGUCGAUCGUUGUUCCCCGCCCCAAUGGUUACAAACAUUCACAUGUGACGUCACACAGCCAGGCGGAGAGACACAACGUGCAGUGCAUGAGCCAGAUCUGCUGACCACUGACCAAGCUGACUGGCAUCAAGGCAAAGACACAAAGUUGACCUGCGCCAGAAGCUGUCAGCAGAUCAGUUACCUCCCACCAGCAGACGUCCCAGACACCGACCUGCAGCAGCCGAUAGGUCCAUGGCUGGCCAGAAAAAACCGGCGCAAAUGUUUUUCCGCCGCCCAGACAGAUCACGUGACUGGGCGCGAGCCGCCCCCUGACCUUGAGUUUCUGGUUCCACGGGUCAAAGGUCGGGCGCCGAAAACAUGCAUGGCGCCCACCCAGACCAACACCCCCUCCGGCGCCCCAGAGAGGGGGAUGUCCGGCUCGCUAGUCAUGUGCCGCCCGGCCGUUCUCUACAUCCGUCAGAAGCCAGCCCGGCCGUCGGUGGUUGUACCCCACCCGCUGUUUGCUAGGACACCCAGGAGACCCAGCCACCAUCUUGUGUCCUUGUCCUACACCACGAAACCAAAACACCCCAACACCAUCACCACAGCCGCUAUAAACCCAACCACCCAAACCAAGAUCGCGAAGAAUAAUUGUUUAAAACAAAUCUCAGUGAACACCCACGUCCCACGGCCAAGGAUCGUCAUCCCACCGCCAGCCCGCAAAGUUAGGCGGCGCAGUCGCCGACUGAGGCCAAAACUAAAGGACGAGGGCUGUGAGACAACGGACAAGAAAAUAGAUUCGGAAAUCUGUUUGAGUGAAAAAAGGAAUUCAUCGCGAAGUAGUCAUAAAUACAUAUCUCCGUGGGGUACGUUGUCGGAAAGUGGAAGCGGAUCUUUGACGUCCUCAGAAUGUUCCAACACAAGCCUCUACAGGCACAAGCGGAAGAGAAAGCGGCGAAACAAACACAGGCCAGUCAAAUCUGCCAAGACAAAACAGACUUCUCCUUCGUCUUCAGGCAAACUUACGAAAAAGGUCCACGAUUUCUGGGACGCCAUCAUGUCUUCAGCCCUCAAGUCAAGACGUCGAGGUAAACGUUCUGGUCGUACUAGACUUUCUCCACAGGCGCGAACUGCGGGCUACGUCUCGGCGACGAGAAGGAGCGAGACUCCCAAGCAGCGAUUGAGGAACAUUGCGUGUUGUAGGGCGCUGGCCGCCCCGCCCUACCUGGGGGCCGCCCCGCCCUUGAUGGGGGCCGCCCCGCCCUUGAUGGGGGCGGCUAGCGAUGUGCCCCAGAACAAGGCGUCUGAGCAUCAGUUAGACAGUCACAACACGAACGUGCUGAUUGAGGCCAUCAAGGUCAUUGACUUGCACUGUCGUUCUCGGCCAACUGUUCGUCUUCAUGUGAAGACCUCAGAGAAACAAAGCCAGAAAGUCAGAAGUUUAGAGAAACCAGAUCAGCAGGACAAAAGUUUAGAGAAACAAGAUCAGCAGGGCAAAAGUUUAGAGAAACGAGAUCAGCAGGGCAAAAGUUUAGAGAAACAAGAUCAGCAGGGCAAAAGUUUAGAGAAACAAGAUCAGCAGGGCAAAAGUUUAGAGAAACAAGAUCAGCAGGGCAAAAGUUUAGAGAAACAAGAUCAACAGGGCAAAAGUUUAGAGAAACAAGAUCAGCGGGGCAAAAGUUUAGAGAAACAGGAUCAGCAGGGCAAAAGUUUAGAGAAACAAGAUCAGCAGGGCAAAAGUUUAGAGGUCCUAAACAAACGAGCACGCAAGUGUGUGAAGGCCCCAACAAAAAAGUGCUCGUCGCUUCCAAAUCUUCCAGUGAACAUGUCAUCAAGAUGGAAUCAAGACACGGAACCCCAUGACCCCCAGAAUAAACACACAGAACCCCAUAACCCCCAGAAUAAACACACAGAACCCCAUAACCCCCAGAAUAAACACACAGAACCCCAUAACCCCCAGAAUAAACACACAGAACCCCAUAACCCCCAGAAUAAACACACAGAACCCCAUAACCCCCAGAAUAAACACACAGAACCCCAUAACCCCCAGAAUAAACACACAGAACCCCACGACACCCAGAAUAAACACACAUAUCCCCGGAGCCAUCAGGAACUAACCCAGCUCCAUAAGAAUAGCACCAUGUCUCCAUCCGAGAUAGACAUCAGAUCGUACCGCAGCACAUCAAAUACCAGACGACUGGAGGCUGACCCGAGCUGGAACCCGGGGGUGGGGGACACCCGUGUCACCCCCCGGGUCAGGGCAGCUACAGCCAGGCUAACGUCAGGCAGGGCCACGAAACAAUCGGGUCUGGCAGCUGGUUCUAGAGCGGGAGGGGAGGGAACUGCACCGCAUUCUCCGACCAAGCCAGUCAAAGAUGGCGCCAGCAGGAUGCUGGAGGUGGCUGGUAAACAAGGAAACGUUCGAGUCAAGAGAAAAACGAAAAUCGCUAAAAAUAAAUAAGA